Molecule: messenger RNA, 752 nt
Organism: Chrysoperla carnea
Lineage: Eukaryota; Metazoa; Arthropoda; Insecta; Neuroptera; Chrysopidae
Gene: Polr3G
Product: DNA-directed RNA polymerase III subunit RPC7-like
Exons: 3
Coding region: 152-688 (178 amino acids)
Source: RefSeq, a predicted model, not a curated record
CUAGUAGCUGGGGAAGAAGUUGCCACGUGCCCAAGCUGUUCUUUGAUUAUAAAAAUUAUUUGUGAUGAAAGCUUCUUAGAAUCUUUAGAAGAAGAAGAAGAAGAAGAAAAAUCAGAAGUUAAAGUAAAAGUUGAAGCUUUAAAAAAUUAAAAUGGCAAAUCGUGGAGGACGAGGUGGUUAUGGUAAUCGUCAAAAUAUCGGACCAUCAUUUUCAGCUUUGGGUGAUCAGUCAAUAGGUCCUUUAUUGCAACCUCCACCGCUAUACCCUCCCACUGAUAAAAAGCCUGUAGAAACUGAGAUUGAUGUUGAUAUGGAAUAUUUAUUGUUAAUGGAUCGUGUAGUUUUGGAUUAUUUUAACGAUUUAACAUCCGAUCUUUUUGAAAAUAAUGAUAAAGUUCAAGAAUUAAAUUUCUUAUACUCACAUAUGCCGACUGAAUUACAACCAAAAGCGAAGACCAAAAUUGUUGUUGUGAAACCGAACAUAACAAAUGCUGAUGCUGAAUUAGAUCGUUUAGAACGAUUAGAAAAGAAAGCGAAUAAGGAUAAAGAUGCAGAAGAUUUGAUAGUAGCAGAAAUUGAAGAUAUUGAUGAAGAAAUGGAUGAAGGUACUGAUUAUGCGCAUGAUUAUUUUGAUAAUGGUGAAAUGUACGAAGAAAAUGAUGAUGGUGAUGCUGGCCCUGUUUAUUAGAUUUUUCUAUUGUACAAUAUGUUAAUAAUUUUAUGGUAAUUGUUUAAAGAAUAAAUUUAUUUAA